This is a messenger RNA of Aplosporella prunicola CBS 121167, 1107 nucleotides long. RefSeq lists its product as uncharacterized. The coding region runs from base 1 to 1107 and encodes 368 amino acids. The record is from RefSeq and is a predicted model, not a curated record. Gene Ontology annotation, biological process: maturation of SSU-rRNA from tricistronic rRNA transcript (SSU-rRNA, 5.8S rRNA, LSU-rRNA). The transcript has a single exon. Lineage: Eukaryota; Fungi; Ascomycota; Dothideomycetes; Botryosphaeriales; Aplosporellaceae. Gene Ontology annotation, cellular component: small-subunit processome; nucleolus.
AUGGCCGCGACCCAAGACAACUCGCUGCCGGCUCUGCUGAGCAACCUCACUGCUUCCCUGACCUCGGCCUCGGAACUCGUCCCCGACCAAGACUCCACCAUUCCCCCCAAAGACGGCAUCUCGCUCCUCGACGUCAAGAACGAGCUGCUGCUCUCCUACCUGCAGAACCUCGUCUUCCUCAUUCUCCUCAAGCUGCGCAACACGCCCGCCAAGUCCGCCGCCAAGUCUGCCGCCAAGUCCGACUCCGACGAGGCCGUCGUCAAGAAGCUCGUCGAGCUGAGGCUGUACCUGGAGAAGGGCGUGCGUCCGCUCGAGGGCCGCCUCAAGUACCAGGUCGACAAGGUGGUGCGCGCGGCCGAAGAUGCUGCGCGCGCCGAGGCGCAAAAGGACGAGGCCGCGAAGCCUGCCGCGAAGAAGAAGGCUACGAGCGAGGACGCCAGCGACGACGAGUCCGGCUCCGGCUCCGACGAGGACGAGGACGCCGACAUUGACGAGCUGGCCUACCGCCCCAACCCCCUCGCCUUCGCCCGCCCCGCGGCCGCGGCCGAGGAAAGCAAGAAGGCGGCGCGCGAAGAGCCCAGCGACGGCAUCUACCGCCCGCCGCGCAUCACGGCGACGGCCAUGCCCGAGUUCACGACGCGCGGCCGCGAGGAAAAGGGCGCGUACAAGCCGGCCAAGUCGGCGACGCUGGACGAGUUCAUUGCGACAGAGCUGUCGGGCGCGCCCCUCGCCCAGCCCAGCAUCGGCAGCAACGUCGAGGCCGGCGGGCGGCGCACCAAGAGCGCGCGCGAGCGCGAGGAAGAGGCCGAGCGCCGCAACUACGAGGAGUCCAACUUUGUGCGCCUGCCCAAGGAGAGCAAGAAGGACCGCGCCAAGAAGCGCGAUCGCGGUGCUGGGGGCUAUGGUGGCGAGGAUUGGCGUGGCUUGGGUGCGGGUAUCGACCGCAUUGAGAGGCUGACGUCGAAGAAGGAGAGGGGUGGCACUGCGGGCGCGUUGGACCGGAGCAGGAAGAGGGCGGUGGAUGAUGGGCCGAGGGGGUCGGGCGAGGGGGCCCAGGCCGGUGCCAUGUUUGCGAAGAGGAGGAAGGUGCAGUCGAGGAGGAAGUGA